This is a messenger RNA of Nicrophorus vespilloides, 513 nucleotides long. Its product is annotated as thyroid transcription factor 1-associated protein 26-like. NCBI's taxonomy places the organism in Eukaryota, Metazoa, Arthropoda, Insecta, Coleoptera, Silphidae. The transcript has a single exon. The record is from RefSeq and is a predicted model, not a curated record. The coding region runs from base 1 to 513 and encodes 170 amino acids.
AUGGAUAAAAGAAACGAACGUAAAAGCGAAAAGUCAUCCGCGAAGGAAGAUGUCAAGAAACCGUUUAAUAAGAGGCUCGCGCUGAAGAAGAAGUUCAGCAACAAGUACAAGGUCGAAAAGUAUCAGGAGCAGCGCAAGAAGCACAUGCUGAGGAAGUAUAAAAACGAACUGAAGAACGAGAAACCUGGUUUCGAUGUGUCGAAAAUUUACGAGGCUGCUGAAGCGGAAGAUGGUGAUGAAAUGGCUCAGAAGCCGGAAACUGAUAGAAAGCGGGGUGGUAAGAUGGGCAGGUUUGUGAAGAGAAGUGCGGAGGAUAAGGAGAAAGCUCAGGAGGAGUUCGAAAAGAGGAAGGCGGAGAAGGAAGAGGCGAGGAAAGAGGCUAUGGAGAAGAGGAAGGAGACCUUUAAAAAGUUGAAUAAGCGAACGAGGAAAGGUCAGCCAUCGAUGACCGGUCGUUUAGAAGUGAUGUACGAGAAGAUUGUGGGAAUGACAUCGCAGCAGCGAUCUAGUUGA